GUUGAGUGAUUUGUCCCGUUUGGCCUUCGCCAUGGCGGACUGCUUUUUCUCGCAGGGUGGGGAGGAAGAGAUGCCCUUGGAAGAGCCACUGGAGGAUCUACUUGUGAUGGAUGAAAAGGUGGAGCUGCUGGAAGAUGUUGCCAUGUGGGUGAACGAAGCGCGGCAGCUUCCGGAAAUGAAACAAGUCUACGAUGAACCCUGUGCUCUCUCUGGCUUGGAUGGCAAACUGGACGAGAUCUCCUUAAAGAUCGAUGCCUUGGCAGAAGUCGUUCGAGGACGGCUUCCGACGAACUUCCACUUCUUGAAUGAGGCUGCGAAGAACUCUCCAACUUCGCCUGAAGGGGUAUACGAAACGCCGGAGCCGCUGACUAGCCCGCCCAGCGCGGCGGAGGUCACCAGAAUGGGAGGCGUGGCGCGUCGCCGACAGAUGGACGUCCGCCGGCUGGACUUGCAAGUGGCUUGGCACAACCACGCCAAGGAAGCGCUGCUGUCACUUCCCAGCGAGGAACUGCUGGAGGAGGCCAAGCCCUUCCUGAAGUUGGUUCGCCACAACCGCUGCGACGCCUUGUGGGAGCUGCUGGACGAUCCAUCCUCCAGCAGGUGGGCCUGGGCCACCUCCGGGCUGCUGAAGCUGAUGGUGGUGGUGAGCGUCAUCAUCUCUUUGUUGCAGUCUGCGGAGGAGGUCGGUGUACUUCCUUGGACCUUGGCGCUGGAAAUCGGUUUCGACGCCAUUUUUCUGCUGGAAUUCCUUUGCCGCAUCGUGUCGGCACCUUCGAAGAACAGAUACUUUAUAGAUCCACUGAACUGGGCGGAUGUGCUCAGCGCCUUUGGACUGCCCGUGCGGGUCUUCCUUGUCUUUAACGGUGGCUCACUCACCCGAGCCUAUGAGGUCAGCAUGAUGCUCUUCCUGCCAAUCAUCCGUUUUUUGAAGCUCCUGCGCUACUUCGAGUCUUUCAGGCUUCUGAUCGAUGCGGGCAAGAACUCCAUGGAGGCUUUGCCAUUGCUUUCUUACUUCAUGGCAAUCAUCACGCUUGUGGCGGCGACGGCAUUCUACUUGGCAGAGGACGAGACGAACAUUCCAACCUUACAUCAUGCCAUGUGGCUUGCCAUCGUGACCAUGACCACGGUGGGCUACGGGGACUUCUAUCCCCGAUCUUUGGGCGGCUACAUCUCAGCCUCUGCUCUCACCUUCGUCAGCGUUUUGUUCCUGGCCUUGCCGGUGGGCAUCAUUGGCCACGAGUUCACCUCCUGCUGGCAGAUGCGGAAGCAGGUCUUGCUGAAGAACCGUAUCCGCAAGUGCCUGCUGAAGUGGGGCUACAACGCCGAGGACUUGCGAGUGCUGAUCGAAUAUGUGGAUGCAGACAAAGACGGGAACUUGACUCUUGGCGAAUUCAUCGAGCUCAUCCGGCAGAUGAGGAUUGGCAUCCCAGCCGAAGGAGCUAUUGAUUUGUUUAUGCUCUUUGACCACGACCUGAAUGGCCACAUUGAUUACUCCGAGUUUUUGCGACAAAUUUUCCCGGAGGAGUAUGUCAAGGAGAAGCAAAUGCAGGAGCGGGAGUCCAUGCGCAAGACGGGCUACCGCGUGAGCUGUGCCCUAAUCGCACUGGGCGACAAAGAAAGGAGCAUGACGCUGAGCAGGACCAGCCUGGGGACUGAGGCAGAUGAGGCGGAGAACGGAAGCAGCUGAGAUGGAUGAAUCCAUUAGCUCAGCCGCGCAGUCGAACCUUUCCACUAGCGGGUUCCUCAAAGGACACAUGGC
Molecule: messenger RNA, 1759 nt
Organism: Effrenium voratum
Lineage: Eukaryota; Dinophyceae; Suessiales; Symbiodiniaceae
Source: the annotation of a GenBank genome assembly